GCUUCUGUCAUCAUCAGCUACAGCAAUUUGAAACUCAAAGUAAAACUCAAUAACAAUAGAUUCUAACCUUCCACAGCCACCACCACCUACCUUCCCUUUUCAUCUUCUGAAACCCAAACAUCUAUUUUCAACUAUUCAUCCUCCCCAAAGCUUCCAAUUCUUCCUGUAUUCUCAGUGCUUCCCCUCCUGAAAUGUGUCGAUCACAGCAGUGGGCUUUUGUAGCCCUUCUGCUCCUCUGCUCCUCGUCGUCCUUACUAAUUGUUGGUGCAGCAGAAAUGGUUACCCACCCCUCUGAAGUGGACGCUUUGCUAGUCAUCAAAAGAAGUUUGGUCGAUCCUAAUGGGAAUCUGAGCAACUGGAACAGAGGAGACCCUUGUAAUUCAAACUGGACUGGUGUUCUGUGCAAUACUACAUUGGAUGAUAACUAUCUACACGUUGCUGAAUUGCAACUUCUAAAUAUGAGUUUAUCAGGAAAUUUGUCACCUGCGCUUGGUCGUUUAUCUUACCUGAGAGUUUUGGACUUUAUGUGGAAUGAGAUAAAUGGGGAAAUACCAAGAGAGAUAGGCAACCUAACGUCCUUAGAACUGUUGCUUCUGAACGGGAACCAGUUGUCAGGUUCAUUGCCUGAAGAUCUUGGUAAUCUUCUACAUUUAGACAGAAUACAGAUUGACCAGAACCAUAUAUCAGGACCUAUACCCAAGUCUUUUGCAAACUUAAAAGCAACAAAGCAUUUUCACAUGAAUAACAACUCCAUCAGUGGUGAAAUCCCAUCUGAGCUAUCUGGAUUGCCCAAUCUUGUCCACUUCCUUCUCGACAACAACAACUUAUCGGGGAAACUUCCACCUGAGUUGUUUCAAUUGCCAAACUUAGAAAUACUUCAACUUGACAACAACAACUUCAGCGGGGCCACAAUACCAGAUUCUUAUGGAUAUAUGACUAAAUUGUUGAAAUUGAGUUUAAGGAACUGUACCUUGCAAGGGUCAAUUCCAGAUCUGAGCAGAAUAAAGAACCUCGGUUAUCUAGAUCUAAGUUCCAAUCAACUAAGUGGACUGAUACCACGAAGUAAACUCUCUGAGAAUAUCACAACCAUCAUCUUGUCCAACAACCGUCUUACUGGCAACAUACCAUCCAGUCUUUCGGGUCUACCACAUCUUCAAAAAUUGUCAGUUGCAAAUAAUUUAUUGAACGGCUCUGUUCCAUCCACCAUAUGGCAAAGCAGGAUGCUCAAUUCUCUGGACAGCCUUACAGUAGAGUUGCAGAACAAUAAUUUUUCAGAUAUUUCGGGAAGCAUCCAUCUCCCUCUGAAUGUUUCUGUCUGGCUUCAUGGAAAUCCUGCUUGUGCUAAUAACAGCCUGCUGGGCUUUUGUGGAUCUGAGAGUGAGGAUAUAAUUGACAUUCCAACAAAUAACACUCUUGGCUGUUCUGGCCCAAUAUGCCCACCUUCUUACGAAUGUUACUCAGCAAAAUGUCCAUCAUCUUGUUUCUGUUCCGCACCUCUUCUAAUUGGAUAUCGUUUAAAAAGUCCUGGAUUCUCACGUUUCAGUCCAUAUCAACAUAUGUUUGAGGAAUAUCUCACCAGUGGUCUUAAGGUACAUCUUGAACAAUUGGACAUCGGUUCUGCUGUGUGGGAAAAAGGACCUCGAUUAAGAAUGAGCCUAAAGCUUUUCCCCCUGUAUGUUGCUGAUAGCAAUAGUUCUCACAUGUUCAAUGACAGUGAGGUUUUACGAAUUGUUUCCAAGUUUACAAAUUGGAAAAUUCAAGAUAGCGAUAUAUUUGGACCAUAUGAACUUCUCAGCUUGACAAUAUCUGACGUUUAUAAGAAGGUUUUUGUCACAGCAUCAUCUGAUUCUACUAUGAGUAAAGGGGCAUUGGCUGGAAUAAUAUUAGGAGCAAUUGCUGGUGGAGCAAUGCUAUCUGCAAUUGUUUUUAUUUUUAUUAUAAGAUCACGUGUUAGGGGCCAGUACAUCUCAAGAAGGCGUCAUCUGUCAAAAACCUCCAUAAAGAUCGAGGGCGUAAAGGAAUUUGGUUACCGUGAAAUGGCCCUAGCUACAAAUAAUUUUCAUUGUUCCACUGUAGUUGGUCAAGGUGGUUAUGGAAAGGUUUACAAAGGAAUUCUAGCAGAUAGCACGGCUGUUGCUAUCAAACGUGCACAGGAGGGCUCACUGCAGGGUGAAAAAGAGUUCCUAACAGAAAUACAAUUAUUGUCAAGGUUACACCACCGAAAUCUUGUGGCUUUGAUUGGAUAUUGCGAUGAAGAAGGGGAGCAGAUGUUGGCUUAUGAGUUUAUGUCAAAUGGCACGCUGAGGGAUCACCUUUCUGUAAAUUCUGCAGAACCUUUGAGUUUUGCCACAAGAUUCAAAGCUGCCCUGGGUGCAGCUAAGGGAAUUCUGUACCUGCACACAGAAGCUGAUCCUCCAAUAUUCCACCGAGAUAUCAAGUCCAGCAAUAUAUUAUUAGACUCUAAAUAUGUAGCAAAGGUUGCUGAUUUUGGACUUUCACGACUUGCACCUUUACCCAAUGCAGAAGGUGAUGUGCCUGCCCAUGUAUCAACCGUAGUAAAAGGGACACCGGGUUAUCUUGAUCCAGAGUACUUUUUGACUCAUAAAUUGACAGAUAAGAGUGAUGUUUAUAGCCUUGGUGUUGUGUUUUUGGAGCUUUUGACUGGGAGGCACCCAAUCUCACAUGGCAAGAACAUCGUUAGAGAGGUUAACGGUGCAUAUCAUUCUGGAAAAAUUUUCUCCAUAAUUGAUGGUCGACUGGGAUCUUAUCCCGCUGAAUGUGUAGAAAAAUUUGUGACAUUGGCUUUGAAGUGUUGCCAAGACGAUACAGAUGCACGCCCUUCAAUGGCAGAAGUUGUUCGGACGCUUGAAAGUAUCUGGCUUAUGCUGCCUGAGUCUGAUACGAAAAUUUCAGAGCCUUUGAUCUCCGAUGUCAUAAAAGUGACCAGUCCCCCAUCUUCAUCAUCCAAUAUGAACAACUAUUACAUAUCAGAAGUCUCUGGCAGUGACCUCGUGAGUGGAGUAACUCCCACCAUCAUGCCCAGAUAGAAAACAAUAUUGCAUGAUCCACACCAAGUUUAGGAGCCCUGUUUCAUACUAUUUUAACACUGUUGAUAUGCUGCGUACGUCAUUCUCGUACAGCCUCUCUUACACACGUUAACAUGUUGAAUCUCAGUUUGUAUAUAGUAUUGUAGACAUUGCUGUACUUUUCAAAUCCUCCGAACAUAUUAAAUUAAAUUAUAUCUUCUUUCCAA
Benincasa hispida (wax gourd) is the source of this 3253-nucleotide messenger RNA. Its product is annotated as Leucine-rich repeat protein kinase family protein. Gene Ontology annotation, biological process: protein phosphorylation. NCBI's taxonomy places the organism in Eukaryota, Viridiplantae, Streptophyta, Magnoliopsida, Cucurbitales, Cucurbitaceae. The record is from RefSeq and is a predicted model, not a curated record. Gene Ontology annotation, molecular function: ATP binding; protein binding; protein kinase activity.